GGCUGGGGCUGGGGCUGGGGCUGCCCGGGCUCCAGCUCAAGAGGCGGUCCCGGCAGUGAGGGGCCUCCUCCGAGAAGCAGGGCGCGGUCCCAGCUAACGUAGGGCUCACCCGCUGACUCUCCCCUCCUCGCUGCACCCAUAUCCCAUCGGUGUACACACACGGACGCUGACCCCACGCAGAUCCAAAGCAGGAGUCAAAACAACAUCUUUGCGUUUUCCACCACCUCCCCAUCAUCAUACAAAGGACAAAGAAGCAGGACCAUGUUCCAACCAACUGAUUCACACCAGCCAGCACUGUUCUUUAUUCUAUAACAGCAUGGAGUGGCCAGGCACCUUUGUUGGAAGAAAUGAUGAUGGGCCUGGGUCCCCUGUUGUUGGUCUUCAUGCUGGGUCUGAGUCUGACCACAUCUACCCUGGCUCAGAAUGACUACAGGUACAGACACUUCCUGACCCAGCACUAUAAUUCCAAACCAACUGGCCGGGAUGACAGAUACUGCAACUUCAUGAUGGAGAGACGAGGCCUGACUUCACCCUGCAAAGACACCAACACCUUUAUUCAUGGCACCAAGACAAAUAUCAAGGCCAUCUGUGAUGAUGAGAAUGGGGUGCCUUACAGAGAAACUUUCAGACAAAGCAAGUCUUCUUUCCAGAUCACCACUUGCAAGCAUAUAGGACAGUCCUCCCAGCCUCCCUGCCGUUACAGAGCUAAUAAAGGGUCCAGAGUCAUUGUUGUUGCCUGUGAACAUGGCUUUCCUGUCCACUUCGAUGAGUCCUUUAUCCGUCCAUAAGAAACAGGCCACUGGCCUAGAGUGGGCUCUGCUCUCCAUUCCUUGCAUUUCUCCUACACACUGCAGAACAGUAGCAGCAACAUUCAUUGCCAGGGGCCCAGGAAAUGAACUGCCUGGAUCUUUUGUUUUCAGUUUUACAAUAUGUUAAUAAAUUAAAAUGUCUCUGAAAUCAGUAAAAAUGAAAAUCUUCUCACCAA
This is a messenger RNA of Phyllostomus hastatus (greater spear-nosed bat), 985 nucleotides long. RefSeq names its product angiogenin (gene ANG). The record is from RefSeq and is a predicted model, not a curated record. NCBI's taxonomy places the organism in Eukaryota, Metazoa, Chordata, Mammalia, Chiroptera, Phyllostomidae. The coding region runs from base 348 to 788 and encodes 146 amino acids. Gene Ontology annotation, molecular function: nucleic acid binding; RNA nuclease activity. Gene Ontology annotation, biological process: antimicrobial humoral immune response mediated by antimicrobial peptide; defense response to Gram-positive bacterium; antibacterial humoral response. The transcript is spliced from 3 exons.